AGAACAGGGCGCGCGCGCUCCGCAAACAAAGACCCGCACGUCCUCCGCGCUACAGCAUCAGCAUCCUCCUCCUCCACCUCCUCCUCCUGGAAGCCUCGCGCCAGCAGCAUGACGGCCAACGGCAGCAGCAGCAGCAGCAGCGACAUGCUGAAGAUCCAGUUCGGCCUCAUCAACUGCGGCAACAAAUACCUCACAGCCGAGACGUUCGGCUUUAAGAUCAACGCCUCGGCCACCAGCAUGAAGAAGAAGCAGAUCUGGACGCUGGAGCAGAACGGAGACGACUCCAACAUGUUCUUCCUCAAGAGCCACCUCGGGCGCUACAUCGCCGCCGACAAAGACGGCAACGUUACCGGCGACAGCGAGACGCCCGGCGAGGACUGCCGCUUCAUCAUCACGGCGCACGACGACGGCCGGUGGUCCCUGCAGUCCGAGCCGCACAAGCGCUACCUGGGCGGCACGGAGGACAGGAUCACCUGCUUCGCGCAGACCAUCUCCAUGGCCGAGAAAUGGAGCGUGCACAUCGCCAUGCACCCGCAGGUCAACAUCUUCAGCCUGACCAGAAAGAGGUACGCGCACCUGAGCGACAAAGAGGACGAGAUAGCCAUUGACAGGGACGUGCCGUGGGGCGUGGACUCCCUCAUCACCCUGGUCUUCCAGGACCAGAGGUACCACCUGCAGACGUCCGACAACCGCUUCCUGAAGAACGAUGGCACCCUGGCCCAGAAAGGCGACAAGACCACCGGCUACACCUUGGAGUUCAGGUCCGGAAAGGUGGCCUUCAGGGACUGCGCCGGAAAGUACCUGGCCCCCUCCGGCCCCAGCGGAACCAUGAAGUCCGGCAAGAGCUCCAAGGUUGGGAAGGACGAGCUUUUUGUUCUGGAGCAGAGCCACCCUCAAGUAGUGCUGACCGCUGGCAAUGACAGGAAUGUGUCCACCAGGCAAGGAAUGGACCUCUCUGCCAAUCAGGACGAGGAGGGUGAUCAGGAGACCUUUCAGAUGGAGAUCAGUAAGGAAACGAAGAAGUGUGCUUUCAGGACCUGCUCUGGGAAAUACUGGACGCUCACCGCUAACGGUGGCCUGCAGUGCACCGCUUCUACCAAGUCUGCCAACUGCUAUUUUGAUAUUGAAUGGCGUGGGAAGAAAAUCACUCUCCGUGCUGCCAAUGGAAAGUAUGUGGCAGCCAAAAAGAAUGGGCAGCUGGCUGCCACCAUUGAUUCUGCAGGAGAGACCGAGGAGUUCCUGAUGAAGCUCAUCAACAGGCCCAUCAUUGUGCUGCGGGGAGAGCAUGGCUUCAUUGGCUGCAGGAAGGUGACUGGUACCCUUGACUCCAACCGCUCCUCCUACGAUGUCUUUGGCCUGGUGUUCCGUGAUGGGGCCUACAGCCUCCAAGAUUCCACUGGGAAGUACUGGAUGGUUGGGAAUGAGUCUUCAGUGGUCAGCAGCAGUGAUACCCCAGUAGAUUUCUUCCUGGAGUUCUGCGACUACAACAAAGUGGCCAUCAAGUCGAGUGAAGGGAAGUAUCUGAGGGGCGACCACGCUGGUGUUCUGAAGGCUAAUGCUGAUGACCUGGACAGCUCCACCAUGUGGGAGUACUAGAAGCACUUGAGUAACCACUGUGGCUUUUUUUUUUUCUCCCUUAAUUUUCUUUUCCGUCCUUCAUUUUAAAUAUAAUUUUUCACCAUGAGCUAGCACAAGUGGGCGAUAAGUAGCAGAGAAUAACAUGAAGGUGCAAAGGUCUCUCUCUUUUUUUGGUGGUUUAAGUCCUGAAGACUCUGCUAUCUCUAUGAUACGCAAACUAGUGCUCCAGCGCUCUGGUGCCAUAAAAUUCUAGCAGUGUUGUGCAGUCUUCAUAAACUAAAACUCAAUGUGUGCCAGUGCUAAAUUCCUGGGGCUUUAUCUGGGGUCCAAAUUGGUGCACUGCGGUAAUACAAGGCCCUUUGCCUAUUAAAUGUGAUGAGAAUUGACUGGAAUUAAAAUAAAAUGGUAAAUGGGCCUUAGUAAAGGUAUGUACCCAGUACAUCAGGAGGAGCCAUUUUCUGACAGGAUUGCUGGAUCUCCUCAGCUGUUUGGUGGGAUUUUUGUGAUCCCUUCCCUUGUCUUUGCACAAAUCGUAAGAGCCUCUCUCUUUUAAUAUGUUGAAUUGUAGGAGAAUGUUCUGUAUACUGAUGCCUUGUCAAACCCUGUGAGUCUCAGCCCCUUGUCCACCAUAUUGCCAAGUGUUAGAAUCCCAGUCAUCAGAUUAAUGGCAAUAUGGCAGUUAAUGGUAACUGUGUGAAUGUUGAAUUAUGACCGUCUUGCCAUACACUUGACAAUGUAUCAAAGUGAGUUCUUUAACCACUGGAAUGAGUGUCUCAGCAGUGAUAAUGUUUGAUUUUAUACUCUGGAGUAUGGCAAUGAUUUUGUGUGUAAAGUAUGUACUGGAUUUCUGCUUGUGCCAUUGGAGUUCAUUUCCAUGUAAAAGAAUAAGAGAGAACUGGAUGUUGUAUGUGAAGAAGGCACCUUACAGUCCUUCAUCUCAACUUAUGUUAAAAGUCCUGAAAUCAUCAAAUGAGGGAGAAACAUGUUAAAAUUCAAAAUGUCUGCAACUAACAGGUUGAUUGUCAUUAAGUGUAGAUGUAAGAGUGAUACUUCCGAUCUGAAGUAUGUUGUUGCAGGUUCAACACGAUAUUUAUGGUAAAUUAAAACCUCCCUUCUGCUUGAUCUGGAUGGGUCACAGUGGAAUGGUCUGUGUUCACUGCACAUGAGUAACUGGCAUGGCUUAAUCUGGAAAUGCAAUUCUUUCACUGGAAAAGUAUCACUUAACUGUUCUGUUUUUGAGUUUAUAAGGCACAGACAUUAUCAUAAACCUUCAUACAUGGUAUGGAGUAAUAAGGGUCAUGUAAUGGGCACACGGCUGGAACAAAUCUUGUGUCUCUUAGAAAUGUUUUGAGUGCUGUAACAAUCGUAUAGCACCAAUAACCAUAUCUGGUUCCAUAUAAAGUGACAGAAUCCUUCUUGCAAGAUAUAAGGUAGCAAACUUAACUGAUGCUUAAACAUUUAAAUAUGAAAAUAACGAGGAUAACUGGUUCUUGUAUCUGUUCCAUGUGUGCAUCAAGGCAGCCAGAACUGCAACUCUUUGUACUACACGGUUUUCAGACAGAAAACUUGCAUAUAAUGUAAAAGAAUUGAGAUUCAUUUUGUCUAUCAGCAUAUUAGGGUUUGAGAUUACUAAGGUAAAUUAGUCUCCUACAUACAAGGGAAUGGUAAUGACUGUGCCUUAGCCUAGAGUAUAUGGUCAUACUGGAAAAAGGAAAAAAAAACAUUCCACAUCUAUACUUUGUAAAACUUUACAGACUUCCUUUUUUUAUAUUGUUUUGAUAUUAUGGUUGUUUCUUUUUCCUCAUGUGCCAUGGGUACAAACGAAAUACAAUAAUAAAUUUGAAUAUGAAAUUGUG
Colossoma macropomum (tambaqui) is the source of this 3434-nucleotide messenger RNA. It is a transcript of the gene fscn1a, whose product is annotated as fascin actin-bundling protein 1a. The coding region runs from base 109 to 1596 and encodes 495 amino acids. NCBI's taxonomy places the organism in Eukaryota, Metazoa, Chordata, Actinopteri, Characiformes, Serrasalmidae. The record is from RefSeq and is a predicted model, not a curated record. Gene Ontology annotation, cellular component: growth cone; microvillus; cell projection membrane. Gene Ontology annotation, molecular function: actin filament binding; protein-macromolecule adaptor activity. Gene Ontology annotation, biological process: cell migration; establishment or maintenance of cell polarity; actin filament bundle assembly. The transcript has 5 exons.